GUGCUGAGCAGCGAAGCCGGCAGGGAGAGGCCGGCAGAGGCCUGGCUCCGGCGGCUCCCGUGUCCCUCCUGCUUUAGCUCCCCCAAGGCUCCUCUGGAAUUCUCUUCGUGCCCGCUGUUGCCAUGCACUCAGCUGGGCCUCAAGGGGCCGAGUCCCUGAUGAGCAGGCAGGAAGAGAAGGAUGCAGAGCUGGACCGGAGGAUAACUGCCCUUCGCAAGAAGAACCAGGCCUUACUCCGCAGGUACCAGGAGAUCCAGGAAGACCGUCGGCAGGCGGAGCGGGGGGGCAUGGCUGUGACCACGCCGGAGCUCCUCCGACCUGAUGGCCUCACCAUCACCAUCAGCCAGGUUCCCGGUGAGAAGCGAGUGGUCAGCCAGAACUGGGCAAGGAGCACCCGUGGACCUGGGGCGGCCAAUGAGGUGCUCACAGAUGAGGAUCUGGAGGACCACACCUUCUGCUUAGGGGAGCGGGUGGAGCUGGCCGUGACCAUGGAAAACAAAGCUGAGGCCAAGCGCAUCGUAAGUGAGAAGCACACCAGAGCGAGAAGCCAGGGGGCAGAAGGGCCACCUGGAGAGGGCUCGGGCCGGAGCUGCUCCACGCAGAUGGAUGUCAGCUCGGAUUCUGCACGGAAGGGUGCCCGGGAGCCCCGGAGUCCAGGCCUGGCCCGCGGCUCAGCUCCCCACCGGCCAGUGUGGGGGCCCCUGGAGGGGGACUGGGACUAUGCCCAGUGGAAGCAGGAGCGGGAGCAGAUCGACCUGGCCCGCCUUGCCCGGCACAGAGAUGCACAGGGUGACUGGCGCCGCCCGUGGGACCUGGACAAGGCCAAGUCCACGCCGCAGGGCUCCAGCAGGCCUCGGGAGGAGGGCCGGGGCCGGGGCCGGGCGGGCAGCACCAGGGGUCCCAGGAGCCACCGGAAGCUACAGCCCCCACCAUUGCCCCCUGAUGGCAAAGGUGCUACUACUCGGGGUGGGCAGUCUAGCAGAUCCUUGGUGGCACCAGCCAUGUGCAGCAAAGCUCGAGGGAUGGAUAGGCUGACUGGCAGGGCCCGAAGGUGGGAGACAAAGGAAGAGAAGGAGGAGGUGGAGAGCCCGGAGGGAAGUCAAAGCCCCGGCCAGACUCUGAAUGAGAAGGAGCGUGCACAGACACAAAGCAGGACGGAGCAGGGCGGGCCCCCGAGUGGCCCGGCAGCCAGCCCAGCUCCAGCUUCCCCAGAGGGGCCAAAGGGGGAGUCAGGAGCUUCGACAGCCAGUCCGGUCCCUGGCUCUCCACAAACCUCUGACUUGGUUCCCCUUGACCUCUCUCUAGGAGGCACCAGUAGCCCUGGGCCUGGGAAGAGCGUGGGUGUGCUCAGUCCAAGCCCUGGGGCCCAGGAGAGUCCUGUGUCCCUGUCAGAUGGUUCUGAGCAGCCCCUGGGGUGGGAGGAUCCCCAGGCUGAGCAGGAAGUCCAGACUCGCUCUGAGUCACAAAGAGGAACAGGGCCCUUAGAACCCAGAAAAGAUGGGCCUGGCAAGGCUGGGGCCCAGCAGGGCCUGGCACCACGAAGUAGGCCCCCCAGAGGAACUGGCCAAAAAGUGAGGGGCAGAGGAGGUGUGAGGGGCAGGACAGGGGUCCCUGGCCCCACAGGGAGAUGCUGAGCAAAGCUCCUGGGAGCAGGGGGACCAGGCUGGGGAGAGGAGGAGAGAAGAACGCAGUCAAGAGCCUUCUUGGUGAUGGGCGUCUUGCUGCUGGGGGCUUGUGGCAGUCUGGCUGUAUGGUUUGGCAAAUUCUCUGGCCCAGGGACAUUGUGAGGGCAAGGAGCUGUCCUUCCCUGCACCUCAUAGGCACACACCUCUGUGCACAAGUGUGUUUGCACCUGCAGGCACAGCCCCGGGUGUAUUUCUGUGCCACACCUGGUCUCCGAGGCUGGUAAGCCCUGUCUUGCUUGGCUCUACUGCUGCCUAGGCCACAAGCUUCCCCUGCAUUCCCUAGGGCAAGAAAGCAAGGCUGAGAAGCACUGAGCCCCUGGCUUGUGUGGCCUCCCUUUCCAGCUGCCAGCUUCCAGCUCCUCAGGUGGGGGCAGCCUCAGCAGCUGGCACGGCCAGGCCUGGGCCCUUCCUCACCUCUGCCUCGCACCCAGGUGGCUCACGGCCCCAGAUUCAGGAUGGCCAAACCAGGGGAAUCUCACCAAUCAGCCAGAAGCCUUUUGCCUUUCUGGGAGAGGAGGCUGAAGCCCAGAGAAAGGGAGGCCACAGUCAGCAGGGGCUGAGCUAGGGCUGGAGGAGCAGAGCUGAGGUCUGCCCUGGAAAGGCCUCCUCUCUGAGAUGGGGUGGGGGUGGUUGGGAAGGAGAGGGCCUCCUCUCCCUGCAGUAGGUGGGGGAGCUUACCAUCAGGGAACCCCAUUUCCACAUCAGGUCAGAUACUGAGUGCACCCCAAAUGGGGGUCCGGGAACAGUCCUGCAGCCCAGGGUCAUUUCCCGCCAUCCGCUCCUUCCUCCCCCUGCCACCUUGCUGAACCAUGGUCAGGGAACAGCAAGGACUCAGACAGGAUCUGAGAGAUAAGAAAUGGCGACUGCAGCGAAGGAGAGCAUCAGGACUUGCCUUUCCCACCUAAGUCUCCACUCCUGCCCCUCCACUAAGGCCCCCCGUCUGGUGAAUGAUCCAGACUCUGCACAAGCUGUGGCUUCCUCUCAACUCAACAAACAUUUCCUGAGCACCUACUACCAACAACACAGCCAGUGGGCGAUGGGGACUUUGCCAGCAGGAGGGAGGGCAGAAGCCCAGUCACUGGGCAGAUCCAGGCAGCACAGCAGGAGCCGUCCUUGGCCCAACAGGGGACAGGGGCUGAGGGUGGCGGUGGCAGCCCAAAGGGAGCCAUGCUACCUCUGCUGGAGAAGGCAGGUGCCCCUCCCUCUCUCCCUGUGUGCACCCUUUGCCCCAAGCCCUUGCCGGGAUCUCCCCACGUAGCCCCUCUGCUCUCCUCCUCUGCGGUCCUGCCAUGGUUGCUCCUGUCUGCUGACCGUGCCUCCCUAGGUUCUCUGGGGAGUGUCCAGAUUGUCCCCCAGAUUUCUCCACUGUCAGUGUGAGGCCUUCACCAUGAGGUCACAGCCUGGGCUUCCUCACUGGCUCUCAUUCCACCCGCCCCAAUGAUUCAGGAAGUGUGAGGAGGGGAUCAGAUUCUUUAAAGCAGUGCUUCUCGCAUGUGCAGGUGCAGAGUAGAGCAGAUGCUAAUUCAGUAGGUCUGGGGUGGGCUUGAGAAUAUGCAUUUCUACUGCUUCUCCAGGUGAUGCUUACGCUGCUGGUGCCUGGACCACGCUGUGAGCAGUAAGGGCUUGGGCUAGCACUUGUGGAGGCUGGUGGCCGGCUCUGCGGAGGAUGGGGUGGUGCUGCCUCCGCUGGUGGGACCUGCUUGGCUUCAGACCUGGGUGGGAAACUAAGGCAGCUGGGAAGAUGCUCGAGAGGCCAGUGAGUGGCGGUGCCAACUUCCUGCAGUGUGGGGUGAGGUGAAGGGGGUGGAAGAGCUCGGUGUGGGGUUGAUCACAGGGAUUUGGAAAGACUUGGGGACAUUCUUGUGCAUGUGAGAGGGAGGCCCCUGGGACAUGAGCAGGCAGGAAUGAAAGAGUCCCAGUUCAAGUCUUCCUCUUGCCUUCCAGUCACACAAGUACGGCUUUGGAGCACAGCCCUGGUCCUGGCGCCCGUGUCUCCCCAGGAUGGGCGUGGGGUGGAGCAGGUGCAGGCAGGGCCCUUGACCGCAGGUGUUUCCAAAAAUAACUGUGACCGAGGACUUGGAUUCUAAGAUUCACAAACUGCCACCAACCCCCAACGCCUCCAGCUGCACGGAUGUGCCAAGGCACGUCUGACCCUAAGGAGCACGGGGCUGGGUAGCUGACAGAGCUCUGCUUCGGCCCUCAUGGCAGGACAUACACUAGAGAGGAAGCUGGGCGGAAGGGCCAUGGAGAGACUGGGCUCCUCUCCCUGAGGGGGACAUUCAGAAGGACCUUAGGAGAAAGGAUGUCAUAGGAGCCACUGGGGGCUGGAGGGGAUGAAGACUGGUACAGGACACCUUCACUGGAGGAAGAUUACAGGGCAAGGCAAGUAUCCCUGAGCUUUAAUUUU
This is a messenger RNA of Phyllostomus discolor (pale spear-nosed bat), 4092 nucleotides long. RefSeq names its product coiled-coil domain containing 9B (gene CCDC9B). The record is from RefSeq and is a predicted model, not a curated record. The transcript is spliced from 11 exons. Lineage: Eukaryota; Metazoa; Chordata; Mammalia; Chiroptera; Phyllostomidae. The coding region runs from base 123 to 1634 and encodes 503 amino acids.